Messenger RNA from Esox lucius (northern pike), 1788 nucleotides. It is a transcript of the gene lrpap1, whose product is annotated as low density lipoprotein receptor-related protein associated protein 1. Gene Ontology annotation, molecular function: lipase binding; low-density lipoprotein particle receptor binding; very-low-density lipoprotein particle receptor binding. The record is from RefSeq and is a predicted model, not a curated record. Bases 224 to 1276 code for a protein of 350 amino acids. Gene Ontology annotation, biological process: negative regulation of receptor internalization; negative regulation of very-low-density lipoprotein particle clearance. NCBI's taxonomy places the organism in Eukaryota, Metazoa, Chordata, Actinopteri, Esociformes, Esocidae. Gene Ontology annotation, cellular component: plasma membrane; endoplasmic reticulum; endoplasmic reticulum-Golgi intermediate compartment. The transcript is spliced from 10 exons.
UCGAUAUACAGUGUGGGUAUUGAAGUGUACCUAGCUUCCCAUUCACCGCUAAUGGCCUCGUAUAAAACUACACAUCCCAUGAUGCUGGUCAUUUAGGAAGCUUCAGCCCCCUUCUUAUCACAUGACUUUCGAUAGUCGGACUUGGUAGACAAAACUAUAGACGCUACUGUAAAUUUGGGUUUAUUGCAGAAACGUAUCAGUAUAUUUUUCAGUCCAGGGCAAAAUGAAGUUGGGUUAUUUGGUAACGGUGUUGUGUCUUGGUGUCGGUGUUAUGGCAGGAAAGUAUUCUCGAGAAAUGAAUGACCAGAUUAACAGUAAACCAUCCAUAGACGGAAAGAACACAGUGGAAUUCAGGAUAGCUAAACUCAACCAGGUGUGGGAGAAAGCAAUCAGGAUGCAGUUGCCCCCAGUGCGCCAGGCCGAGCUGCACAGCGAUCUGAAGAUACAGGAGAAAGAUGAACUUCAGUGGAAGAAAAUCAAGGCAGAAGGGAUGGACGAGAACGGAGAGAGGGAAGCUAAGCUACGUCGCAGCUUUAACGUGAUCCUGGCUAAGUAUGGGAUGGAUGGGAAGAAAGACACCAGGUCUCUGGAGUCUAACAACCUGAAGGACCAUGACAGGACAGACGAAGACGGGUUUGACGAUCCCAGACUGGACAAACUGUGGAACAAGGCCAAGACUUCUGGAAAGUUCUCUGAGGAAGAGAUGGCCAGCCUGAAGAGAGAGUUUCAACACCACAAAGACAAGAUCAGAGAGUACAAUAUCGUCAUGGAUACUGUCAGCCGCACAGAAGAGAUUCAUAAGAAUGUCAUCACACAGCUGGAAGGAGAGGUGAAGGAACAUGUCCUCCAUCAGAAACACACAGACUUGAAGGACAAGAUGAGAGAUCUGAACCAGGGCUUUGAACGUCUGAGGAAACUGAGCCAUGAAGGGUUCAGUGAGGACAGUGAGUUUAGGGAGCCCAGGGUAAUCGAGCUUUGGGAGACUGCCCGGAGAUCCAACCUGACAGAUGAUGAACUGGACUCACUCAAGGAGGAGCUGAAACACUUUGAGACUAAGGUGGAGAAACACAGCCACUAUCAGGAGCAGUUGGAGCUGUCCCAUCAGAAGCUGAGGCACGUUGAGGCACUGGGAGAUGAAGAGCACAUCCUGAGGAACAAGGAGAAAUACAACAACCUGGCUGAAAAGACCAGGGAGAUGGGAUAUAAGAUGAAGAAACACAUGCAGGAUUUAACCAGUAAGAUCUCACGCAACGGCCUGGACCGUAACGAACUGUAAGGGCUCCUCUCAUCAGGCUCUACGACGCGCUCCUCUGCUCAGAUCACAGCGUGUGGAUCGCCAUCUCACCUGUCAGCCAACCACACAGCCUAUCGACCAAUGACGUGAGUCUUUGGUUGCUAAGAGCGACUUCUGAGCGGCGGAAUGCGACCUUGUGCUGGAUGAACAAGGACAGAUGAUACCUGCGCAACUAUACUAAACUACCAUGGCAACACGGAAAACCCUGAAGUAAAACGAGGUCCUGGUCAAGACAGCCAUGACUGGAGGUCCUUUCCACACGAAGGCCAUUUUCCUCAAAACGUUAAGAUGACUAAUUUCUUGGCUACAAUAUUCCUGAGUGUGGAGUUAUUGGUUUUAAGACCAACUGAUCUGAUAGUACUACUGAAAAAUGCAGUGUAAAUAUCAGCAAUGAUUGAUUUAAUUCUGAAGAUUUACUCAUACCUGCUGUUUGUAAAUAAGUGUACAGGCCUGUACGUUAAUGGUUUCAUCCAAUUACAGUGUAUUUUAUCAUG